Ascochyta rabiei is the source of this 1473-nucleotide messenger RNA. RefSeq lists its product as uncharacterized. Gene Ontology annotation, cellular component: membrane. The transcript is spliced from 8 exons. Lineage: Eukaryota; Fungi; Ascomycota; Dothideomycetes; Pleosporales; Didymellaceae. The record is from RefSeq and is a predicted model, not a curated record. Gene Ontology annotation, molecular function: transmembrane transporter activity. Gene Ontology annotation, biological process: transmembrane transport. The coding region runs from base 1 to 1473 and encodes 490 amino acids.
AUGUCGGAAAAAAAGACACUUGGCGAGGUCGCAAUUGUCACAACCCCGGACCUGUCCACUGGAGAAGUGGAGAGCCAGGGCUUCGACCAUGCUGCUACUAAGAAGCUGCUACGCAAGCUCGACUGGCACAUCAUCCCCUUUAUGUCACUCAUCUACUUACUAUGCUUUCUAGACCGAACCAACAUAGGCAAUGCACGCCUCGACCACCUCGAGCAAGACCUUAAACUUCAUGGCCUACAAUACAACGACUGCCUUGCCGUUCUUUUCCCGUUCUACAUCGCUGCUGAGAUUCCCUCGAACAUAAUGAUGAAGCGCAUCCGGCCUUCGAUUUGGCUGACGUUCAUCAUGUUCUUUUGGUCCGCAGCGAUGAUAUGCCAGGGGUUCGUGUCGAAUUACUCUGGACUCAUGGCUACACGUGUGUUCCUCGGCGUCUUUGAAGGCGGACUUUUCCCUGGUGUUAAUUUUUAUAUCACGCAGUGGUUCGCACGGCACGAGUGUGGAUUUCGUAUGGCGUUGUUUUUCUCUGCUGCAACAUUGGCAGGCGCUUUUGGUGGCAUACUGGCUCGAGGCAUCGCCGAGAUGUCUGGUGUCGGCGGCCGAGCGGCAUGGUCGUGGAUCUUCAUCCUUGAAGGGAUUCUCAGCAUUCUGAUUAGUGUCGUAGCAUACUGGUGUAUCAACGACUACCCUGCGACCGCUACGUUCCUGUCUCCAGAAGAGCGCCACGAAGUUGAACGCCGCCUUCACAAAGACCAUGGUCACUUGUCUAAUGACUUCGACAUGAAGUAUGUCUGGCAAGCCAUCGGCGACUGGAAGAUAUACAUUUUCAUGUUCAUCUGCAUGGCAGGCUUCUGCCCGAUUUACAGUUUUGCUCUGUUCCUACCCACAAUCAUCAAGAAUAUGGGCUACACAGCCAACGACGCGCAACUAAUGUCCGUACCACCCUAUGUGUGCGCUUGUUUCUUUACCAUUGCGGCUAGCUGGUAUGCCGACCGAGUUCGCAAGCGCGGCGUCUUCCUCCUUGGCUUUCAGCUUAUUGCUAUCGCUGGGUUUUCGAUGCUUGCUGCGACUGCAAAGCCGAGCGUGCAGUAUGCUGGUACGGUUCUUGCUGCGAUUGGUAUCUACCCACAGAUUCCGCUGGGGAUGGCGUGGAACAGCGCAAACAUCGGUGGCAGUCUGAAGAGAGGGACAGGAAUUGCUAUGCAGGUCAUGGGCGGCAAUUGCGGCGGUAUCAUCGCGUCCUAUGUAUAUCUCAGCCGCGAUGGACCUCGAUUCAUCAAGGGUCACUGCCUGUUAAUCGCCAUUGUCGCUGUGGCCUUCUUCCUCACCCUCUUCAUGUCGACAUGGUGUCGUUUCGAGAACGCGCGACGAGAUAAGGUUGCGCAGGAGAUGGGCGUGCAGGAACUGACUGAGGAGCAGAAGUUACUGGAGCGGGAGCUUGCGGAUAACUUGCCGUGGUUCAGGUACACCACAUGA